AUGGCGACGGUGGGAUUCGUCCAGAUCAACUUGUACCACAGCAGGGGCGCCUCGGCUGUUUUGGCCAGGAGCAUGGCUGUGGUGCACACAAGUAUUUGCCUAAUGCAGGAACCCUGGGUAUACGGGAGCGGUGCACUUGGACACAAGCCCAGUCCCAGGGCCGCGAUUGCGGUCAAGGGACUAGAAGCGCAACUCAUGCCGGAAUUUUGUUCUAGAGACGUUGUGGCAGUUACGGUGGAUUUCCUCAGAUUCACCACGGGCGAGACCAGGAGAGUAGUGGCGAGCUCAGCGUACUUCCCACAUGAAGAGGAAGGCUCGCUUCCGCCAGGACCUGUGGCUAGGCUGGUGGAGUACUGCCAAGAUAAGGGGCUGCCGUUUAUAGUGGGGUGCGACGCUAAUGGGCACCACACUGUUUGGGGGAGCACCAAUAUUAACAAUCGGGGCAGAAGGCUUCUGGAGUACCUGGUAGCCACUGACCUGGAGAUCCUGAACAGGGGCAACGAACCAACAUUUCAGAAUGUGCUUAGGCGUGAGGUACUUGACCUUACUCUAUGCUCGAGAAAUUUGGUUCCGGAGGUUGUCGGGUGGCAGGUCUCAUCAGAGCCCUCCCUCUCUGAUCACAGGCAGAUCGUCUUCAAGCUUGCCAAUGUGAGGCCUAAAACAAUCUAUAGAAGAAAUCCGAGAAGGACGGAUUGGGACUCGUAUCGAGAAGAUCUCUCCAAUAGUUUUUGCGGCUUCCCUAAAAGUCACGGGACCGCUGCUGAGGUAGAGCUCUGCGUAGAUCAUCUACAAAGGGCUUUAGUGGGCAGCUUCGAAAAGAAUUGUCCAGCGAGAGCAGUUCGCUUUAAUAAGAAGAUCUUUUGA
This is a messenger RNA of Formica exsecta, 864 nucleotides long. RefSeq lists its product as uncharacterized. Gene Ontology annotation, molecular function: catalytic activity. The record is from RefSeq and is a predicted model, not a curated record. The transcript has 2 exons. Bases 1 to 864 code for a protein of 287 amino acids. NCBI's taxonomy places the organism in Eukaryota, Metazoa, Arthropoda, Insecta, Hymenoptera, Formicidae.